AUGAACAAGUUUAGUCUUACAUUCAUUUCAAAAAAUUUAGAAUAAAAGUAUUAGGAUCACAGAUUUUUAUCAACAAUACCAGCUUGUAAAGUUAUAAAUUUAAUGUGCUUCACUAUCUGUAUUAUUAGAUCAAUAAUAUGUUUGAUUCUGUAGGAUUAUAUAAAUGUUUUUAUUUUUGUUCCACUUGGAUUAUUAGUCUUUAUAGUUCACUUUGUAGUUAUGUUUUAUAAAAAAUAAUGGAUAGAUUUUUAUUUAGUAGGCAUUAAUCAUCUUUUAAUGAGUUAUUAGGUUUAUACAGAAGCUGAUUUUAAACCAUAAGAGGCUUUUGUUUUUGGAUAAAAUAUGAUGGUUAUGCACAUCAUUAUUAUUUUAGUAUCAGAUUUCAAAUAUGCUGUAAUAUAAGUUAUUAAUAAUGCCAUUAUCAAAUUAGCAAUGGCAAGAUAUUUUUAAUCUGAUAUAUCAAUUCAAGCUUUCAUUUAUUGUUUCAUUCUUGCUCUUAUGAUUCUUAUACCUCUCCAAAGGACAAAUAAAUAAUAUAGAGAAUCAUUUCUAUAUACUUCAUAAAAUAACUCAUUAGGUAUAAAUUAUUAAAUUUAAAUAGACUGGAUUAUCCCAAAAUUAAUUGAAAACCCUUUCGCAGUAUUUGUCUAUGACAAUGAAACUGUUGGAUUUAAGGUAAAACUCUCUAAUUUUAAUAUCAAUGAUACAUUUGAAUCAACUAACACUAAUCUUUAAAAUUUAAACUCAUUCUUAAGGAAUUAUAAAUUAGAUGGAAAUACACUUGAAGCCUUCUUUCUUAAUAGAAGAAAUCAUACUUAAUCACUUAUAAUCAACUAAUAAAUUGAAGUUAUUAACUCAAAAAAUUAUUCAGAUAAAAUUUUCAUCAAAUAUUCUGAAGUUCAACUUACCGAAUAAACUUUUAUUAUUAUCCUUGAUUAAAAACAAUAGAAUUAUUUAUAAAUGGAAGAUAAAAUUUAAGGAUUAGAAAGAGGCAUCAAUCUAUUUUUAUUAAAUAUAAAAGGUUUCCUUUUAAAUCAAUUAAAAAUGUUAAAUAACUCCAAUAGAUAGAAUCCAUAAUCCAUAUAUAUGAAUAAAGUUAACUUAAUGUACAUUCUUACAAAGUUAACAGGAAUAUCUACUUUAAAUGUGAAAAAAUAUAAAAUUGUACCUAAAAUACAUCUAUUUAUUAAAUUAUUUAACAAAGCCUACAAUAAACAGGUGAUUUUUUAAUGUGAAUAAAAGCACAUAUAAAUAGUUACCAUAAAGAAUGUUUUUGAAGAACUAUUGAUAAUUUUAAUGACAUUAAUCUUUAGACAAUAAACAAUUACUGAAACUAAAUUAUUCUUACGUGGAAGCUAUAACUUAAAUGAUUAAUUCUUAGAUAUACUAAUAAAAAAUGAUUAGACUUCUUUCUUAUUUUAUUAGCUUUAAUAAAAUAUUCAUUUUCGUAAGAAUCUUAAAUAGAUAGGACCUUGUGAUAGAUUGCUAAUGGAAAAUAAUGGUAUUUAUCAUUUUUAUUGAUCAUUAGUAGUAAUUAUUAGGUUAUAUAAAGAUUUAAGUUAAUUGAAUAAGUUGUCAACUUUUCUAAAUUAGCCCAAAACUUGA
Paramecium sonneborni is the source of this 1605-nucleotide messenger RNA. The record is from the annotation of a GenBank genome assembly. Lineage: Eukaryota; Ciliophora; Oligohymenophorea; Peniculida; Parameciidae.